AUGAAUGUUAAAAGAUUUGAAACUGAAGAGCGUUUGAGUCCGGAACCGGUUGAUGCUGAGGAAACCUCAACUAGAAAGAAUGAAGUUUCGUGUGAAUGGAAACCUGAACAGAUUUUAAGCAGACCUAGAAUAGACUGUCGACUUCCAACACGUUUUGAGGA
Messenger RNA from Paramuricea clavata, 161 nucleotides. NCBI's taxonomy places the organism in Eukaryota, Metazoa, Cnidaria, Anthozoa, Malacalcyonacea, Plexauridae. The record is from the annotation of a GenBank genome assembly.